Molecule: messenger RNA, 5798 nt
Organism: Amphiprion ocellaris (clown anemonefish)
Lineage: Eukaryota; Metazoa; Chordata; Actinopteri; Pomacentridae
Product: AP2-associated protein kinase 1-like
Exons: 20
Coding region: 637-3972 (1111 amino acids)
Biological process (GO): protein phosphorylation
Molecular function (GO): protein kinase activity; ATP binding
Source: RefSeq, a predicted model, not a curated record
GAGAGACUCUCCCCCACUAGCAUCCACUCUGCCUGUAGCUGCGUUAGCUCUGUCAUUAAGUUAACCUGGUUGAGCAGCGCUUUUGUAUGCUGCUGGACGCACAAAAACAGUGGAGAGCUGUCAUUUUUACUCUUAUACUGACGAGUAGAGCAGCAAGUGAACUAAGCAACCUUUCGAGUGGAAGAUACCGGUGGAGAUGUGUAAUAAGCUGCACUGGACAGCAAGGACCUACCUGGCUGCCAGUCCAUCGACUGACAGCUGUCACCUCGCUGCUUAGCUAACUAGCUAGGUGAGCUAACGGCUAACAAGUGUUUAUUCGGGCUCGCAGCCCGGCUAGUUCAGCCAGCCAGUGCGGGUCUCGGUUUAGAGAGGAAAGCGGUGACUUCUCAGCAGUAUUUGACUCCGCCUGCUGUUCAAACCAUGAGUUAGCCGAGCAGCGUCUGGCAGCAGUGUUUGUAAUAUUUUCAGGUCCAGCUAGUUUAGCUAGCUUUUAGCUUGAAGCUAGCUAGCUCAGUCAGUUAUUGAAAAACUGCUGAAGCGUUAACACCUCAGCGAGCAGCGGCUGAUUGAAUCCGACCACGACCGCUGUUGCGACACGGAUACAUUGUGGACUUGGCUGGAUAACAUCUGGGGGAAAUGAAGAAAUUUUUUGACUCUCGUCGGGAGUUCGUGGGCUCCGGGCCUGGUUCUGGAGCCGGUGGAGGAGGCGCUGGUUCUGGCGGCGGUGGCAGCUUCAUCGGACGGGUCUUCAGCAUCGGACGAUAUCAAGUGACCGUCGAGGAAAUCGUCGCCGAAGGAGGUUUUGCCAUAGUGUUUUUGGUGCGGACUCAUCAAGGCCUACGCUGUGCACUAAAAAGAAUGUAUGUCAACAAUGAAUAUGAUCUGCAGAUCUGCAAACUUGAGAUACAGAUUAUGAGGGACCUAGUGGGCAACAAAAACAUAGUUGGUUUCCUGGACUCCAGCAUAACUGCCGUUGGAGCGGGUGAUGUGUGGGAAGUGCUGAUCUUAAUGGACUUUUGUCGAGGCGGGCAGGUGGUGAACCUAAUGAACCAGCGGUUACAGACAGGCUUCACUGAAGCCGAGGUGUUGCAGAUCUUUUGUGACACAUGUGAAGCUCUUGCUCGUCUCCACCAGUGCAAGACUCCAAUCAUACAUCGAGAUCUCAAGGUUGAAAAUAUCCUCCUGCACGACCGGGGACACUAUGUGCUCUGUGAUUUUGGAAGUGCCACAAACCGCUUCCAAAACCCUCAGACAGAGGGGGUGGCAAUCAUAGAGGAGGAAAUUAAAAAGUACACAACUCUGUCAUACCGUGCUCCAGAGAUGGUCAACCUCUAUGGUGGAAAAGUCAUCACAACAAAGGCAGACAUUUGGGCAAUGGGCUGUCUGCUCUAUAAGCUGUGCUACUUCACGCUUCCUUUUGGCGAGAGUCAAGUGGCGAUCUGUGAUGGCAGCUUCACUAUCCCAGACAAUUCGCGCUACUCCCAGGAAAUGCACUGUCUCAUUAGAUACAUGCUGGAACCUGACCCAGAUAAGAGACCAGACAUCUACCAAGUAUCCUACUUUGCCUUUAAACUGGCUCGACGAGAAUGUCCAGUCCCAAAUGUAAAUAAUUCUCCCAUUCCUGCAAAACUUCCUGAGCCUAUCAGAGCCAGUGAAGCGGUGGCCAAAAAGAGUCAAACCAAAGCCAGGCUCACAGACCCAGUUCCUACCACAGAAACCUCAAUUGCACCUAGACAACGGCCCAAAGCUGGCCAGGCUCAGCCACAGCCGAUAUCAGGCAUUCUUCCCAUCCAGCCAGCUCUCACACCACGCAAGAGGCCCAGUGUGACAACUGGAGCGCCCCAGGCCAUAGGCGUUGGUAUCGGUGUCCCACCUCCAGCUGCAGCUGCUGUCCAGCCUGCUCAACAGGCUUCUGCUGCACAAGCUGCAGCACAGCCAGCACAGACAGCCAACAUGCAGCCACAAGCUACACCUCAGCAUCAGCAGCUUCUCAUGAAGCAGCAGCAAGCCUCACCCUUCUUAAGCCCACAGAGCAACCAGCAGCAUCAGCUGGUACAGAACGUCCACCAACAGCAGCCACAACAAACACCGUCUCAAGCAUCUGCUCUGCUGCAGUCCAAAGCUAAACCUGUUCCUCCAGUUGUUACCCUGCAGCAUCAGCAGCAUGUAGCAGCUCCGCAUCUUAUACCCAUCCCUGAGUCUGCAGUCAUUGGUCCUGCAGCCAACCCAGAGGUUGCGACGGUUGGCAGAGGGAUGCACAAAGUUGGAUCCUUGACCCCUCCUUCAUCGCCAAAGAUGGCCCCUAAGAGUGGCCACAGACGCAUCCUAAGCGAUGUCACCCACAGUGCCCUGUUUGGGGUCCCAGUCAGCAAGUCCACCCAGCUACUACAGGCAGCCGCAGCUGAGGCCAGCCUCAACAAGUCAAAAUCAGCCAGCACUACUCCUUCUGGCUCCCCCUGCUCGUCCCAGCAGAGUGUUUAUCAUCCAGGUGAUGCUGAUGCUCCGUCAGCACUUACUGCAACCAGCACUCAGCCCGGCUGGAACCCCUUCGGAGACGAUAACUUCUCAAAACUAACAGCAGAGGAGCUGCUCAACAAAGAUUUUGCCAAGCUAGCGGAGACUGCUUCGACAGGCGAGAAGGCUACAGACUCCAGUGAAAAUCUCAUUCCAGGGCUCAAUGCUUUCCCAGAGAAGCUGAUUGAGGGACUGAAGUCCCCUGAACCUUCUGUGCUGCUUCCUGACCUCUUAACCCUGGCUGACCCCUUCAAUACUUCUGCAGUGAGCUCCACCAAUGCAAAGGCUGAAGUGUGUGUGGAUUCACUGAUUCCUGGUUUGGAAGCUCCCCAGGCUCAGCGACAUUCAGUCCAGCCAGAGCUCAUCCCUGCCAGCAUGCCAGACUCUCUCACUGGGGAGGACUCUCUGCUGGGUUGCGAUCUGUUAUCUCAUACUUCUCAUGGAAACCAGUCUGUUUCUGCUCCUCCUGGCUCCAGCUCUGGAUCUUGUCUGGAGAAGCUGCCACCUGGUCAGAAUGCUUCUGACUCUGCUUUCCUCAUGUCGUGUGGGGAGAAGGGCAAUGACGACGAGUUUGACCCUAUUCCCGUGCUCAUCUCCAAAAACUCAAAUCAAGAUGCGCAAGGGGAGAGUAAUGGCUACUCUGUUCUUGAGGGACAAGAGACUGAAGUUCUAGAAGGAAUUCCUCAGAAAAACGAGGACUGUGUGCACUCCAGCGAUGAAGACGAGGAGAAAGAAGCCCAUAAGGAGGAGCAGCAGGAUGAGGGAGCCGUUGAGAGUGACGUAGCCGCCCAUGACUGCAGUGGCUCCAGACCUCUGCUGAUGGACUCUGACGAUGAAGAAGAACACGGACCUCAGUUAGCUCUCCAGUCGUCACUGCUCUCCAGCACAGUUCCAACACAACCAUCGUCUACCUUCCAUCAGCCUGCUUCAAGCACCUUCACUCAGAAUCAUUCCUCACAUGUACACGACCCGGAAAAGGGGACGGAUGUCUCUGCAGAUGUCUUCUCCAAAGCCCCCUUUCGGAUCGCGCAAGAAGACGCAGGCGAUGUGUUUGCCAACGCUCCGUUUCCACGUGCCCACCUUGUAGCACAGCAGCAGCUCGAUGUAUUCUCUCAGGCUCCCUUUGGAAAAAGAAAGGAGGCCGCAGGAGUGCAACCGAAGACCUCAUACCCCCAUGCAGCUGGUGCUCAUGCCGUAACCUCUGAUCAAGCUGUGUUGGUACAAGUUGCCCAACAACCGUUCCGCCCUCAAGCUCUGGCCAAAUAUUCCCGACACUUUGAGGGACCUGCGCCCCAGCAGCCGGUAGCAGCUCACAGAGUGGUGUCUAAUGUGAGCAGGCAAGCCGCUGUGGCAUCAGUCCCCGUUGGGCCUCUUCACUCAUGGACCUCAGAAGUGGGCACUGUGGAUCCCUUCAUCUCUGCACCCUUUCACCUCAAGGCCCCACAAGAAAAACCCUGAAAGCACACUCAAGAGGUCGGGGCAGUGGGGAUUAACGCCACUGAAUUAUGCAAACUGUAACAGGCAUACUGCAUGCUGUCACCAGCGCUGCAGCUGGACUGCAGGCCCGCAUGGAUCUCCUCCUUAACUGGCUCCAAUUAGAUCUGAUAGUGCAAGAUCAGCUUUACUAAACUGACAUCAUUCCCACACUCCUCGUCACUUUAUAUUUUUCUGGUGAUAUCCUUCCAAGUUUUGAUUUGUCCUUAAACCUUCUAGUAUACAUCUACACAAAGACAAUAUGGUGGUCAAGCAUUUGAUUGUUUCCUUGCCUACCUCAGUUACCUUUUGUGUCGGCGCUGAAACACCACACAGUGAGAGAGUUCAUAGAUUGUCUGCAGCUUUGGCAGUUUUAUUUCCUGUACAUUUGAGCUCAACUGUGAAACUAUGAUCUGAAAACGCCUCAUUCCUCCGUUGUAUUAGUUCUCAGACAGGACAAAUUCAGCUUGAAUCACAAGUUUAUAACUUCACAGAAGCUUGAAGGAGGGAAAGACACUGUGUAGCACUAAUACUGAGUAAAACAGUCUUAUGUGUAAUCACAUCAAAGAAGAAAUGUGCAAACUGCUUUACAGUAACACCCUCAGAGUCAACAGUUUUGGGUGUUUUGGUCUAAGAAGCAGAUGCUGGAUAAUGUUGCAUAGACAUUUCAAGGGUGAUAUUUGUGAAAUGUAUGUUUUUUUCUUUCGAUCCAAAUUGUUUGCAUAUUUGUCAUGUGUAUUAUGUUUGUUGUCGCUGUCCUGUCUCAUGAAAAUGGAAUAUCAGCGUUUGUUCCAUGUAAUGUACGAACCAUAUAUACAUGUUAGGCGUAGAAAAUUAAUUAUAGUAGCUCCUAUGUUAUGUAAAUGUAAAAUAUUCACUUUUCUUUUUACCUCCUUACUGUACAAGCUGAAAUCUCAGAAGCCUUACACUCUUCCAGUGCUCCCUCCUACCACAUCAAACAGCAUAUAUCACUUUUGCCUUUUGUGCCCUCCUGAAGAAAACUGCUGCAUUUUCAUCAUUUAAUUGCACUCGCAUUCAGCGCCAAAUACUUGUGCUGUCUGCACUAAUCAUGCAAGACUUUCAUUCAGCACCGUAAUGCAUCUCUAUUGUAGACUCCUCUAUGAAAUCCAAAUGUGUACCAAUUGUGACACCCACAGUUAUGAAUAACUGAAGCUAGACUGCAACUUUAAAAAUGCUUUCCUGCAGUCACACAUAUAUCUACAGCACUAAUGCUUAGCAGUUCCAGUCAGGGAUUGUAAUAAUAGUAUUGUGUAAGUGAGGUCUUGAAUGGUGUCUGAUUGAGGACAUUCCUUUUGAAUUUAUUUCCAUCACCAUUUGGAAAUAUUUUAUUGUCUUUGUACUUUGUGAAAAUCAUGGAACACUUUUUGGUUCCCAUCACGGCACUUUUAAGAAAGGGGAUCCAAACCUGUUUCAACCCAAAGUUUAAAUUAUGUAUUCCUCUGUUGUAAUGUCAAAUCUAGUGUUCUUUUCUUCUUGAAGUGUACAAUCUAAUUUUUUUCUUUCUUUUUUUUUUUUUUUUUUUAUAAAUGUUCACUUUUCGCACCCAAGUUGUAUACAUGAAGAUUGCACAUAGUCACUGACACAGAGUCAGGGUUCUCUAAGAAUGUGUUUUGUCUGUAACACAGCUGUACAAUUAUUUUUGACCGGUGUUGUGUAGGAAACCUUUGGAGGAACAGCAGAUGACACUGUUGGACAUGAAAGCACUCAGAAUACUUGUUAUGCUGCACAGCCUGCCUUUGAAAACUAUGUUGUAAGUCAUGAAAAAAAACAUUAAAUGAAUGUAAAUCAAA